AUGAGAUAUAUUAUAGAGCAUAUGGAACAAGGUUUUAGUGAAUGGGUUACAUUAGAAUAUGCUCAAAUUAUCAGGGAUGUGGGUGCCACUAAUUUGAUUAUUUCAUCUUUACCAGCAAGUACUACCGAAAAAGAUAUACCUGAUAAAUUACUAGAGAUGAACAUACAGUGGACCACAAAACAAUUGACUGAAAUUACCCAAGAUUUUCCUGCUUUAGAGCCCUUGAAAAAUGGACGUAUUUGUUUAUUGGACCCAAGAGCUGAAAAAGAUUUACAACCCAACGAGUCUGAUGAUUUUGAUUAUUUUGUAUUUGGUGGUAUUUUGGGUGACCAUCCACCAAGAGAUCGCACCAAAGAAUUGAAAGAACAAUACCCUGGUCUUUUAGUGGGCAGAAGAUUGGGCGACAAGCAAAUGACUACAGAUACAGCAGUUAGAACCACCCAGCUGAUCAUUGAGGGGAAGAAACCUUUUGACAAGAUUAAAUUCAUUGAUUAUCCAGAAUUUAGAUUUAAUAAACAUGAAGCCACGGAAAUGCCGUUUCGCUAUGUUUUAGACAAUUGUAAUGGCAAACCUAUAUUGCCACAAGGCAUGUUACAAUUAAUCAAAAAGGACUCGGAACAAACAUUGGAUGAUUUAUUUUAG
Molecule: messenger RNA, 642 nt
Organism: Saccharomycodes ludwigii
Lineage: Eukaryota; Fungi; Ascomycota; Saccharomycetes; Saccharomycodales; Saccharomycodaceae
Gene: SFM1
Product: protein-arginine N-methyltransferase SFM1
Exons: 1
Coding region: 1-642 (213 amino acids)
Biological process (GO): peptidyl-arginine methylation
Molecular function (GO): protein-arginine omega-N monomethyltransferase activity
Source: RefSeq, a predicted model, not a curated record